Molecule: messenger RNA, 1038 nt
Organism: Aspergillus aculeatus ATCC 16872
Lineage: Eukaryota; Fungi; Ascomycota; Eurotiomycetes; Eurotiales; Aspergillaceae
Product: mitochondrial 54S ribosomal protein uL10m
Exons: 1
Coding region: 1-1038 (345 amino acids)
Biological process (GO): translation
Cellular component (GO): mitochondrial large ribosomal subunit
Molecular function (GO): structural constituent of ribosome
Source: RefSeq, a predicted model, not a curated record
AUGCCUCCCCGGAUGCGUGUCUCCAGCGGCCGGCUCGCCCAGCCAGUCCGACGCCAAAGACUCUGCCUGUAUGAAAUGGCCAUUGCAGCCCGAUAUGCCAGCACGGCGACGACCCCGGCCGCUUCCCACGAACAGAUGACCCGCUCGCACGUUCCGAUCGCCCACUAUCCCUCCUCGCAGCCCCCGUCAUACCGCCGACCGGAGUACCGCCGCUCGCAGCUCCUGCGCCAGUACACCUCGAUGAUCCGCACGGCGCCGCUGAUGGUGUUCCUGCAGCACGACAACCUGCAGUCGGUGGAGUGGACGGCGAUCCGGCGGGAGCUGAGCCACGCCAUGCGCAAGGUGGACGAGAAGAUCACGUCGGAGGGCCGCGCCGCGCCCGCGCUGGCGCCGCACAUCAAGGUGCAGAUCGUGCAGACCCGGAUCUUCGAGGUGGCGCUGCGCAUCGUCGAGUACUUCCGGCCCAGCAACACGGCGGCGGCGGCCACGCCGGACGCCGUCGACCCCGUCACGCAGACCUCCGCCGAGAUCCCGCUGGACCCGAGCCUGUUCACGCACGACCUGUCGCGCGCCGCCCACGACGCCGUCCUCGAUCACAAGGGCCAGCACGAGAUGGCGCCGCUUCUGGUCGGCCCCACCGCCGUCCUCACCAUCCCCCAAGUCUCGCCGGAGCACCUGAAGGCCGCCCUCACCAUCCUGGCCCCCAAGGUCGUCGGCCUGCCCGCCCCGACCCGCAAGGCCAACCCGGGCUGGCACGAGAUCCCCGUGCAGAACGGCCUGAGCAAGCUGUCGCUCAUCGCCGCCCGCAUGGACGGCCAGGUCAUGGACGUCGAGCAGUCCAAGUGGGUCAGCAGCAUCGAGGGCGGUAUGGACGGUCUGCGGUCACAGCUGGUCACGGCGCUCCAGAGCAUCGGCUCCAGCAUCACCAACACCCUCGAGGGCGCUGGUAAGAGCUUGUACUUCACGCUGGAGAGCCGUCGGAGCGUCCUGGAGGAGGAGCAGAAGGGUCCCGAGGAGAAGAAGGAUGAGUCCGCCUGA